This is a messenger RNA of Sorghum bicolor (sorghum), 1456 nucleotides long. Its product is annotated as transcription repressor MYB6. The transcript is spliced from 3 exons. Gene Ontology annotation, biological process: regulation of DNA-templated transcription. Gene Ontology annotation, cellular component: nucleus. Gene Ontology annotation, molecular function: sequence-specific DNA binding; DNA-binding transcription factor activity. The record is from RefSeq and is a predicted model, not a curated record. Lineage: Eukaryota; Viridiplantae; Streptophyta; Magnoliopsida; Poales; Poaceae. Bases 205 to 1053 code for a protein of 282 amino acids.
CAUCACUCACUGCGGGACAGCCAGCAUCUAUCACGGCAAAGAAAGGCUAGCUAGCUGCUUGCUCCGAUCCUGUGCUGUGCUCCCUCGCGCCGGCCGGCUGGAUCUAGUGUAGAUACGAGCUAGCUGCCAAAGGCAGCACAAAAAUCUCCAGGAAAAACCAGCAGCUAUAGCGGCCGGCCGUCGGAGCUCGGAGGCAAGGCAAUUAUGGAGGGGCCGCUCGGCUGCUGGGGACGGCAGGAGGAGGUGGACGGGUGGAGGAAGGGCCCCUGGACCAGCCAGGAGGACAAGCUCCUCGUCGACCAUGUCAGGCAGCACGGCGAAGGGAGGUGGAACUCCGUCUCCAAGAUUGCAGGGCUCAAGAGGAGUGGCAAGAGCUGCAGGCUGCGGUGGGUCAACUACCUGAGACCAGAUCUGAAACGGGGUAAGAUCACACCCCAAGAGGAGAGCAUUAUAGUCCAGCUCCAUGCUUUGUGGGGAAACAGAUGGUCGACGAUCGCUCGCAGCCUCCCUGGCAGGACGGACAACGAGAUCAAGAACUACUGGAGGACGCACUUCAAGAAGGGCAAGCCGUCCAAGAACAUCGAGCGCGCCAGAGCGCGGUUCCUCAAGCAGCGGCAGGAAAUGAUGCAACAGCAGCAGCAGCAGUCUCUUAUUGUUGGGCAGCAGCUUAACGAGGACGGGGACCAGCGACGCGGCACGUGCUGCACCGGCACCGGCGCCACGGCCGACGACGACGACCGUGGCAGCGCAACCGGCGGCGAUGCGUGCGCGGCGCCGACGACGACGACGGUAGCCACCGAAGCGGCCGGGGACCUGACGACGAUCAUGCAUGACGACGACGCCAUGGACUGCUUCAUCAUGUGCCCCAUGUCCUGCGACGACCUCGGCCUCGUCCUCCACGGCGCCGCCGCCGGCGGGCAGCGCGGCGGCACCGGCAGCUGCUGCGGCUCCACGGCCAGCGACGAGUACCGGUCCAGCGAGGAGGACGGCGGCGCCACGUGGGGCAGCCUGUGGAACCUCGACGGCGCCGGGGAGGUGUGCACGCUGUGGUAGAGAGAGAUCGAUUCGCUAACCUGCAGACGUACAGCUGAUCGUCGUCGUGUUACUGGUGUAGCCGUGGUGUGGUGCCGCUAGCUGGUGGAUAAGGACGGAACGGAACAACUACGACCGUACGUCCACUUUGCAGCCGCAUCACUGCAUCAGCAGCUAGCUAUACCGCCGCCUCAGCAGAUGACACGUUAAAGCUCCGGUCCGGCCGGGGAACUUUCUUAGCUUUAUAUAUGCUGAUAUGCAUGGAAAAGAAGCAAGUUUUUUUUUCCGGUAGCGAGGAGGGUGUGAAUUACCCAAAUCGAUAUAUUUUGAUUGUUUGUUUGCAACCAGGCAUCAUAUAUUCAUAUAUGCAUGCAUGCACGCACCGAGUGUAAAGUGUAAAUUUACGUGUAUGAACAACCUUCAU